UGUGAAUUCGGUGUGGUGCAGUUGGAGAAACACAUAAUCCUUCAACCAAAUAAAGAAGAGGAUAUGGCGGCAAUGGCGGCGCUUCAGAGCUCAUUUACUUCUCUAAAUCUGUCGAGCAACUCUUUCCUCGGCCAACGCUUCUUCUCUCCCUCUCUCCACCUGCCGGCGGUUAAAUCAACUGACCCACCAAGUUCAGUUGUUGCAAGGCUUAAGCGAUGGGAGCGAAAAGAGUGCAAACCAAACAGCCUACCGGUGCUACACAAAAUGCACGUUAAAGUUGGGGAUACUGUAAAAGUCAUAGCUGGCAAUGACAAAGGAAAAAUUGGUGAGGUUACAAGGGUUAUUAAACAUAACAGCCGCAUAGUGGUAAAAGAUAUUAACUUGAAGACCAAGCAUGUGAAGAGCAAGGAAGAGGGCGAGCAAGGGCAAAUAAUCAGGAUCGAAGCACCUCUUCACAGUUCAAAUGUGAUGCUUUAUUCCAAAGAGCAGGAUGUGGUAAGCAGGGUUGGUCAUAAAACCCUGGAAAAUGGUAAACGUGUUCGUUACCUCGUAAAGACUGGAGAAAUAAUUGACAGUGCAGAGAACUGGAAAAAAGCGGUGAAGGAGAAGGAACAAUCAACAGAAGUAGCUGCUGCCUCUUAGGAGACCAGGUGCUAGAUUUUCUGAACAUUCUAGUUUCUAAAAAUCUUUAAGUUCUACCCCUUUCUUCAACUAAUUUGGUUAUGUUUUUUAAAACUCAUUUCCACCAUCUGAAUGAUCAAACUUGCAAAAAAUUUUGAUGUAUACUGUAGUGAAUUGUACUUUUUGCUUGUGAAUAGCAACAUCAUUUGCCACAAUUGAUGGAAAUUCUUGUUGGUUUUUA
This is a messenger RNA of Sesamum indicum (sesame), 862 nucleotides long. RefSeq names its product Translation protein SH3-like family protein (gene RPL24). Gene Ontology annotation, cellular component: ribosome. Gene Ontology annotation, molecular function: RNA binding; structural constituent of ribosome. Gene Ontology annotation, biological process: translation. The record is from RefSeq and is a predicted model, not a curated record. NCBI's taxonomy places the organism in Eukaryota, Viridiplantae, Streptophyta, Magnoliopsida, Lamiales, Pedaliaceae.